This is a messenger RNA of Dreissena polymorpha, 2897 nucleotides long. RefSeq names its product dynamin-binding protein-like. Gene Ontology annotation, cellular component: membrane. The transcript has 10 exons. The coding region runs from base 1 to 1941 and encodes 646 amino acids. Gene Ontology annotation, molecular function: GTPase activity; GTP binding; protein binding. Lineage: Eukaryota; Metazoa; Mollusca; Bivalvia; Myida; Dreissenidae. The record is from RefSeq and is a predicted model, not a curated record.
AUGAUAUGUAAAUGUUGUGGAGAGAGACUGUUGGAUCAUGAGCCAUUCUGUGUCAAUUGUGGUAUUCAAAAUCGUCAGAUCAAAGAAGCUAAAGACCAAGGGGCUACAGGCGGCGUUGACGUACAACUUCGGACUAAACGAAUAAACGACAAUGCUGUUGAGUCUCAUGUUUCGCACAAUGAACGAUUACAAAAGAAACACGCAAGGGUAUUGUAUUCAUUUAAUCCGGCAUUAGAUGAUGAGCUUGCGCUUAAAGUUGGUGACGUAGUCGAAAUCCUGUGUCAGGACCCUAAGGGAUGGUGGAUGGCAGAGCUGAACGGCAAACGAGGCGUAAUCCCUUCAAAUUACGUAAAGAUUAUGGAAAUAGGAGAAACAGCUAGAGCUCACGCAGCUGACCAAGGGGCUACAGGCGGCGUUGACGUACGACUUCGAACUAAACGAAUAAACGACAAUGCUGUUGAGUCUCAUGUUUCGCACAAUGAACGCUCACAAAAGAAACACGCACGGGUAUUCUUUUCAUUUAAUCCGACAUCUGAUGAUGAGCUUGCGCUAAAAGUUGGUGACAUUGUCGAACUUGUGAAGCAGGUCUGUGACGCGUGGUGGAUGGCAGAACUGAACGGCAAACGAGGCUUGAUCCCUGCUAAUUAUGUAAAUGUUAUCGAAGAAGGAGAAACAGCUGGAGCUAACGCAGCUGACAAGCAGGCGGACGACUUUGCGGAUGACUUAAGUGACCUUGAAGAUGGGAGUGAUUUCAUUGAAAAUGAAGACCUUGUAACUGAAAAGGAGUUCGAGGAUUAUCAAAAAGUACUUCAUCAAUGUGGAUACAUAGAACUUAUGACGGGGCUUGACAAAAUUAACACUGCGUGGAAGGAUAUCAAAAUAAAAAUUGCAGUUACUGGUAAAUCUGGUAGUGGUAAAUCAACUCUGAUCAAUGCAUUGCUAAAUCUGAAAGAUGAUGACGAGGGAGCCGCAAAGACAGGUUGCGUUGAACCAACCUCUGAACCAACACCUUAUCCACACCCCAACAAUAGGAACCUUGAGGUGUGGGACUUACCCGGAGUCGGAACCCCAAAUUUUCCGCAGAGUACCUAUCUUAAACAGGUAAAUUUUCAACAGUAUGAUUUUAUCAUACUAGUUUCUUCAAAGCGGUAUACGACAAAUGAUACCUGGCUGGCAAAACAAAUAGUUGAACAAUACCCAGGCGCAAAUUUGUUUUUUGUGAGAACACAAGUAGAUAGCGAUCUGUACAAUAUGAAACAGGGAAAAAGGCGUGGGUUGAUAAAGGAAGAGGAGAAAAAAACACUUGAUAACAUAAAAGAUGAAAACCUUAAAAACCUCCAGAAAGCAAAUAUAGAAAAUCCACGUAUAUUUUUGGUUAACAGCCAUGAUGUAAAUGUUUUCGACUUUGGAAAGUUGUCCAGCAUGCUUAUCGACAAGGUAAAACUUGAAAAACGGGGCGCCUUAGUACUUUCCCUGUCUGUUGUUUCCAACGAAGUUGUGAAUGAAAAAAUCAAACAACUCAAACACAGAAUCGGCCACACUUCCAAGUGCGCUGCAAUGGCAGCCAUAAACUCAAACAGAGUGCAGAAUGAACGAUUAGAAAUUGACAUUUUAAGAAAAGAAGUUAAAUUUUACAAGUAUCAGCUUGGAAUUGACUCCAACUCUUUGACAAUUCUGGCUAGCCGAUUUAAUAUUGACAUUGAAGAUCUUUACCUUAAAAUGAAUUCCCAGUCGCAUGCAAUACUGCAAGGUUUCGAAUUCUUUUAUAGCAGAUAUGACAAAAUCGGUUCGAAACGUGGAAGUAUCAUUCCAUUUAUACGAACUAGAAAAUACCAGAGGCAGUGCGGUCGGGUUCUCAAAAGCAUGUUGGACAUAUGCAUAAAAGAAAACCAAAGCCUUCAAACAAACUUAGCAAUAAUGUCGCAAGAAGAAUAUAAUUAAAAGCAUAUGAAUACAAAUGAGAAUGCCGCGUAAACGAACAAUACUGUUUAAUAUACUUAUCGAACUUACUAAAUAAGGAAUCAAAUGCGGCGUAUUGACUAACAUUUAUUAAUAAACGUCAACACUAAUGACGCUUUUAAGAUGAUGCAAUGUAAACAUACAUGUAUUUCAAAAACGUACACAACCAAAUUUUCAAUCAAGGCACUUGAUAAUUGCUGUUUUACGAACGUUUACGAAUUGACGGUUUUAAACAAUGAAAUGCAAAAUCAUUAAUAGAAAUCAGGGCAUAGGUAAAUUUCAGUUACGUAAAUUGAGUAUAUAUCAUACUUUAUACGUUUGUAUAUAGCUACAUGUUGCAAUGUUAUGAAUGCCUGCAUUGCAUUUUGAACAAACUUGUAAAAAGUACAAAAUGUGUGUAAAUUUGUCAUUGUUCAAUAACGCACUAUUUUCUCCACUAUUUGAUUUCCAUCCCAUCUCCACUUCCGAUUUGUUUCUUUAAGAAUUGCAUUUGACUGUGUUGUAUGAAUAAUGAUCCCCAAAGCGUUAGUCUUUUACUUAAGACUAAGCGACCAAUUACCUUCACAAUACAAACUUACACGAAAAAGGAUGAAACUGGUGUAACCGUUAAAAGAAGUUAAUUUAUAGCAUGUGUCUUUUUUACUAUUUUUGUACAUAAUGUUUUCGAUGAUUCCCGUAAUAUCUUUUAUGAAUCUGUAAUUGGCAAACCACGUACUUUUGAAGCAGAUUGAACGUUCAUGCUAUGUAUAUUUAAGAUCAUUUUUAAAUAUGUUUCAAGAAUAAUUUUUAAAUGAAUGAAUAUUUUCGCGAGAGACUCAAUUGAAUGUUGACUUAUGAAAUAUUUACUUAUAAAUCUGCAAUAUUCAUUGAAGAUGUUAACAUGGAGCGCUCGGAAGAUUUAUUUUUAUCCCACUUUUACAGCGAUUUCGGUUGAUUAA